Molecule: messenger RNA, 423 nt
Organism: Helobdella robusta
Lineage: Eukaryota; Metazoa; Annelida; Clitellata; Rhynchobdellida; Glossiphoniidae
Exons: 2
Coding region: 1-423 (140 amino acids)
Source: RefSeq, a predicted model, not a curated record
AUGCCAAACCUGCAUAAGGCUGAAGAACUAAAAUUUUGUAUAUUAAAAGUUUUCGGAUACGGCAGAAAAUGUGGGCAUGGUUUUAACUCGCUCCGCUCUUGGACUGUAGACAUCAGGAGUUCCGUAGCCUUGUCACAAACAUCGAAAUUAGAAGAACAACAACAGCCGCCAGUCUCACUCUUCGAACUGCAUAGAAACAAUAUUCCUGAAGGACUGCACAGAAACAAUAUUCUUGAAGAGCUGCAUAAAAGUAAUAUUCCUGAAGACCUGCACAGAAACAAUAUUGCUGAAAAACUGCAUAGAAACAAUAAUCCUGAAAACCUGCAUAGAAACAAUAUUCCUGACCCUGAUAGAAAUAAUAUUCCUGAAGACCUGCAUAGAAACAAUAUUGCUGAAAAACUGCAUAGAAAUAAUACUUUCUGA